UCUAGCUGCCACACGUUCACUAGUAUGCAUAUAGUAAAACAAAUGAUCUCCUUUUUGAGACAGUAUAUGUCACAAAAAAGUGAUGAAAUCAUGAUCAAGAUGCAAAUACACAAUAAUACAAAUACCUGGUUUGCAUCUUGCACUGUUUGAUUGGUCAUAGUCUGUAACUGGAGGGAGAAGGUUACACUUUCUAUCUCAAAUCCCUGGAGUCUGUGGAUGGUGCUGGGUAAUCCCGUUAGCCCCAGGCAGCCACUGUGGAAAUCCCAGCAGACCUGUGCUGGCUGUGCCGCCGCACUCUGGAUCUCUACGCCACCGGCAUGCAGAACCACCUGUAGACACUCAGGAUGUUUAACUGGGUGGUGAAAGUGGUCCCCCAACUCCCUGAAGCUCCCGGGACAGAUGACGCUGCUAAGACCCCUGCUGCCUCAUCCACAGGGAAGCGUCCUCCACAGAAAAACACAGAUGAGAAUUCAGAGGACAGCAGUACCCAGACUGGAGUUUUAGGCUGGCUGUCUAAUGGGUUUGUCAGCACCCUGCCUCAACCCUCCGGCUCCCCUCGACCCGGCAGGGCCAAUUCUGAAGCCAGGUCAGGAGAGGAUGGAGAGAGGUCUGGAGUGAUCAGCUGGGUUGCUCAGGGUCUGGCUCAGGUGUUGCCUCAGCCAGAUGAGAAGUACAAAGAGGCUCCUGACAACGAGGAACACACUGAGAUCUAUGAUGUAGAAACACUGCCAGAUUUUGAUCCUCUCCCCCACAUCCCGGUGGUGGAGAUGGUGUCAGAGGACGAGGAGGAGGAAGAGCCUCGCCAAUUCCCUAACGUGGUGAACUGGAUAAAGCAGAUGGUCCCUCAGGCAAUGAUACUGCCCCCUGGUGCCGUAUCCGUGGAACCAUCAGUCAAGUCCUCCCGCACCUCUCUGGACAAAAUUUUGUCUCCACCACCUGAGUCUCUCAGUGGAAUCUCACUGGAUACUGACGGCAAGGCCUCGGCUGUGGUUGGCUGGUUCGUGUCAGGGCUGGGCCUGAAGAUGCCUCAGCCCGCCAUUCCACCCAAAGAGGGUGCAGCUCAAGUUCUACAGAAAGCUUCAUCCAAUCUCAAACCCGACAUGAUACUAGAAGACGUGGACUCGGACAACGAGUGCCAGCAGAAACAGAAAGAUCAGUCCAAAGCUAACCAACAGCAGGAAGCGACGCAGCAGACACAGUCCAACCCAGAGCCAGACCCAGAGCCAGACCCAGAACCAGACCCAGAGCCAGACCCAGAGCCAGAGCCAGAGUCAGAGCCAGAGCCAGACCCAGAGCCAGACCCAGAGCCAGACCCAGAGCCAGAACCAGAGCCAUCAGAUGGUGUGUCAAAAUCUCAAGAAGAUGCUGAGACCCAGACGGGUCGCUGGACGCCGUUCAUUGAAAACAUCAAGAAGGAGGCUGAAGAUGUAGCUUUUGCUAACAUGGAGGAACGUCUGCUACAGGAGCGCACGGAGAUGGCCCGUAUGGCUGAAGAGGUGGCCAGGGAGACAGCUGAGAAGGCCAUCAGACAGAUGACCAGUGAGAGACAGUCCCUCAAUCUCUCACUGGGGAGUCGAGAACUGCUGGAGGAGGGGCCUGAAGCAGAGUUGCCAGCGCCACAAGAAGAGGAGAGCAAAGUGGACCACAGUAAAGUCACAGAACUGGAACAGAACCUUGCUGAGGAGACUGAGGAACCUACCGUUAAGGAACCAGAGCCACAGCGGACCUCGCCCUCUCCACCUCCAAGUCCUGAACCAGUUGAGCCGGAGCCAGAUCCAGAGCCAGAGCCUGAAGCAGAACCAGAGACCAAGACCCAGGAAGCCAACUCAGGAGAUGAGCCUGUAACCCAGCAGCCGCAGACGUCAAAAGAAGACACUAACGCUGACAAAGCUGGUGAAAAAGAGGAAGCUACUGGCGACGAUUGUGGUGAGAGCCUCAGCCUUCGUCCAGCCGUCAAUGUAGAGGAUGUCGACUCAGACCAUGAGAAAAGAGGAGGAGGAGGAGGAGGAGGGGAGGGACAGAGCAAUAUCCCCCAAAUCCUCACCCCUCAGGACCCCAAACUAACAACUCUCACUGUCCCGGUGACCCCUUCUGGAGGUCGUCAAAGUAAAGGAGAUAAAGACAGUGGAAGGAAUCGUAGGACUAUCUGGAAUAAGAUUAGGACCCUUCAUUCUCAAAGUGAAGAUGAUGAUGAGGAAGGAAACCUCCCUGUCAGAGCCUGGCCCAGCCAGUCCAGCCUGCAUAGCUCAGAUGACAUACUUAAAGAACGUCCAGCAUCUUCGGCCAGUCAGACCAGUACAGUGGUCAACGAGCGUCUUCAGGAGCUGGUCAGGAUGUUUAAAGAGAGAACGGAGAAGGCGAAGGAGAAACUCAUUGACCCCGACAGCUCAGAUGAAGACAGCAACAUCCCCUCUCCUCCUCCGGCUCCAGCUCCUCAGCCUGCUCCUGGAGCUCAGCCAGUGGACGGAGGAGAUAAGGAGGCACAAGCAGGUCCAUCAGGAGGAGGAGGAGGAGGGGGAGGAGGAGGAGGAGGAGUGGAGACAGGGGCAGAGGAGGAGCAGUCUAGCCGCAAGGUGAAAACUUCUCGGUGGAUGCAAGCUUGUAUGCACUACCGCUUCCCUGCCAGCAUCGACCCUUUCACCAACUUAAUGUACGUGCUGUGGAUGUUUUUGGUGUCUCUGGCGUGGAACUGGAACGCAUGGUUCAUCCCAGUGCGCUGGGCCUUCCCCUACCAGACUCCAGACAACAUUUACUAUUGGCUUCUGACCGACUACCUGUGUGACCUCAUCUACAUCCUGGACAUCUCCAUCUUCCAGCCGCGCCUGCAGUUUGUUCGUGGAGGGGAUAUAGUGUGUGACAAAAAAGACAUGAGAAAAAAUUAUAUGAAAACCAAUCGCUUCAAAUUUGAUGUAGCCAGCCUUGUUCCCCUUGAGCUCUUCUAUUUUAAAACCGGCAUCAACCCUCUGCUUCGCUUACCCAGGCUGCUGAAGAUCAACUCCUUCUUUGAGUUCAACGAGCGUCUAGAGGCCAUCUUGACCAAAGCCUACAUCUACAGGGUGAUCCGCACCACCACCUAUCUCCUUUACUGUCUCCACUGUAAUGCCUGUCUAUACUACUGGGGCUCUGCCUUCACAGGACUGGGAUCAACCAAGUGGGUGUACAAUGGCGAGGGCAACAGUUACAUUCGCUGUUACUACUUUGCAGUGAAGACCCUGAUCACCAUCGGCGGUCUGCCGGACCCCACCACCCUGUUCGAGAUUGUCUUCCAACUCAUCAACUACUUUGUCGGAGUCUUUGCCUUCUCUAUCAUGAUUGGACAGAUGCGUGAUGUGGUUGGUGCAGCCACAGCAGGCCAGACCUACUACCGCACAUGUAUGGACAACACCAUUAAAUACAUGUCCUCCUAUCGCAUCCCUAAAGACGUGCAGAACCGUGUCAAAACCUGGUACAACUACACCUGGCAAUCACAAGGCAUGCUGGAUGAGCAGGAGCUGCUGACUCAGCUGCCAGAUAAAAUGCGUCUGGACAUCGCCAUAGACGUCAACUACUCCAUUGUCAGCAAAGUCCCUCUUUUUCAGGGUUGUGACAGACAGAUGAUCUUUGACAUGCUGAAAAGCCUACGCUCUGUUGUCUACCUACCUGGGGAUUACGUCUGCAAAAAGGGCGAGGUGGGUCGGGAGAUGUACAUCAUAAAGGCAGGGGAGGUGCAGGUGGUUGGAGGACCGGAUGGGAAGACGGUGUUUGUCACUCUCAGGGCAGGAUCAGUCUUCGGAGAGAUCAGUUUGCUUGCAGUAGGCGGGGGUAACAGGCGCACAGCCAAUGUAAUCGCCCACGGAUUCGCCAAUCUCUUCAUCCUCGACAAGAAAGACCUGAAUGAGAUCCUGGUCCACUACCCCGAGUCCAAGAAACUGCUCCGCAAGAAGGCCAGGAAGAUGCUCACCAAGGGUAAGAAACCAGAGCCCAAAGAAGAGGCUAAGGAUCCCCCUCAGGUAGCAGCCCCUGUUAGGCAGGAAACCCCCAAACUGCUGAGAGCAGCCCUGGAGAUGACAGAGAAAUCCUCUGGACUUAAAGGAGCUCUGGCUAAAGUCAAAGAGAAGACCAGCAAGUCCAGUGUCUCAUUACAGCCUUCCAUCUCCACCUCCCUGCCUCCUCCAUCCCCUACCUCCAGCUCCGGACCUGACAGAGACGUGGACACGCCGUCGCCCGUCUCUACUAGCUCUGCACCGUUUCGCUCCGCCUCUGCAUCACAGUGCCACGGUGACACAGAUGAAAGGCUCGACGUGGACCAAAGAGAGGAGGGUGUCAGCGAGGUUGAAGGGAACGAGGGUGGGAAAAGGAAAGGAAAGAAGUCGUGAUGAUUAUUUACUCAAGAACAAGGGAAGGAGGAGAUCAUAAAGUGAGAAAUGGAUGACAAUCAUAAAGAGGAGAGGGGACAUCGGGAGUGAUCAAAGGGGAAUUACGGGUUCGCUUUAAAGGGCAAGUGUGUAGGAUAUAGGGGGAUCUAUUAGCAGAAAUGGAAUAUAACAUUCAUAACUAGGUUUUCAUUAGUGUAUGAUCACCUGAAACUAAGAAACAUGUUUUCGUUAGCUUAGAAUGAGGGCGUUACAUCUACAUAGG
Molecule: messenger RNA, 4617 nt
Organism: Sebastes umbrosus (honeycomb rockfish)
Lineage: Eukaryota; Metazoa; Chordata; Actinopteri; Perciformes; Sebastidae
Product: cyclic nucleotide-gated cation channel beta-3-like
Exons: 37
Coding region: 345-4355 (1336 amino acids)
Biological process (GO): monoatomic cation transmembrane transport; retina homeostasis
Cellular component (GO): photoreceptor outer segment; intracellular cyclic nucleotide activated cation channel complex; plasma membrane
Molecular function (GO): protein-containing complex binding; intracellularly cAMP-activated cation channel activity; cGMP binding
Source: RefSeq, a predicted model, not a curated record